Molecule: messenger RNA, 6115 nt
Organism: Phymastichus coffea
Lineage: Eukaryota; Metazoa; Arthropoda; Insecta; Hymenoptera; Eulophidae
Gene: fra
Product: neogenin-like
Exons: 21
Coding region: 279-4835 (1518 amino acids)
Biological process (GO): cell-cell adhesion
Cellular component (GO): membrane
Molecular function (GO): protein binding
Source: RefSeq, a predicted model, not a curated record
CUCUCAAUAAUACUUACUAUUAUUAAAAAUUGUUUGGUAAGUCAGUAGCAUUGAAUUAAUUGUCCUUUUAGUUGAAAUUAUCUUGUCAUGAUUUUCACGGCAAUUAGACAAGUAGAUAAUUGUGCAGUGUGAACGGAAGUGUUAAAAAAAAUGAGCCUACUUACAGCACAUUCAACAUCAAAUGGUUAUCAUUUCACAAACAGACUAACUCGGUAUAUAAUUAAAACACACGCAAGUGUUUAAGUUACCAUUUGGAAUUGUAAUAAUUUUAUUGAAAAAUGGAAUUAUCUACUCUGGUUAUUCUUGGAUUCUUGUUUCAACUGGCAUCAAGCUUACAGUUUAGCUAUGAGCCCCAAGAUUUAUUGGUAGAAGAAGGAAAACCAGCUAGACUUGAUUGCCAGGCACAGUUUAACUCGAUACAAAAUGGAGGUUUACAGGAAAUUCCUGUCAUUAGAUGGCGCACUGAUGACGGACAACUUAUCAACUUUAUCGGAGAUAAAUAUCGAACUCAGCUAGCUAAUGGGUCGUUACUCAUUAGGUCAAUUGAUUCGGAGACGAAUGGAAAAUAUCAGUGUUUGGCUUCAAUAGAGAAUGUUGGAGCCAUUGCAUCAAGGAUUGCUACAAUUAAACUCGGUAGUUUAGAAAGCUUUGACCGUGAGCCACAAGAUAUAAUGGUCUACCCAGGGCAGAUAGCUUAUUUAAGUUGUAGAAUUGCGGGCAGCAAUAAACAUGUGAAAAUUAGCUGGCUAAAGGAUGAUCAGCCUCUUAUGCUGGAUGAGAGUAGAAUGAGUGUGCUGCCGUCAGGAGCUCUAGAGAUUUUCGAAGCUUUGCCACACGAUGUUGGCUCAUACAUGUGCAACGCUAGCAGAUUUAGCCACUCACAGCUUAGUAAUAAAGCUCAAUUAACGCUUCAAAGUAGUGAAGCUGGAGAAAUGGAAAGUGCUCCUAUAUUCAUUGCUAGACCAUCUAAUCAACGCGUUUUAGAAAAGUCCAGUGCAACACUCGAAUGUGCGGCUAAUGGCAAACCUAAACCACAGGUUUUUUGGCUUAAAGAUGGUGUCUCUAUUGAUCUCGCUUCUCUCGAUUCCAGAUACGAAACUGUGGGAGCUUCAAGUUUGAUGAUCAAAGAUGUGACGGAAGAGGAUAAAGGUUUGUACCAAUGUCGAGCUAAGAACGAUAUUGACAGUCUUGACGCAAUAGCCGAACUCACGGUCGAAGUACCACCUAGAUUUAUAAAACGUCCUCAAGAUAAAGAGGCCAUCGAAAAUCAAGAUCUUGAAUUUGAAUGUGAGGUCUAUGGUCAGCCCACACCUGUUGUCACAUGGCUAAAGAAUGGCGAGCGAAUUCAGCUUAGUAAUUAUUGGCAGUUAACAAAUGGGUACAACUUACGAAUAAACGGUUUACUCAGUAUUGACGCAGGCAUCUUUCAAUGUAUGGCUAAAAAUUCGGCAGGCAGUGUACAGGCUUCUGCUCGCCUCAUUAUCAACCAACUCAAGAAAGAACGGAAAGGAGGUGAUGAAUUUUAUGGGCGCAAAGGAAGUGGGUCUUCGACGAGGCGGCGGCUGGGGGUGCAGCAACUAUUAUCCAAUAGUACAUGGCAGCAUCCAAGCACUUUACUUGGGCACACUUCAUCUGCAUACACAUUCAAACCGCCACUGUCAAUCCCCACCUCCGAUGACUCUGUUGACCUACUCAUUGAACCCUUCGCUGUCCGUCCAUUUUCCUACGAACCGGUUGUUGCAGACUCUCAAGAUGGUUUAAACGUGGGUGAAAGCUUGAGCGUUCCCAUGGCUCCUCGAAAUCUUAGCGCAGCCUUUGUUAGCACUCGUUCCGUAACGUUAAUGUGGAAAGAGCCACAUGAAGUUGACGUCUCCAACUAUUUAGUCUACUACCGACAAGAUGGAUUUGAGAGGGAAAGGAUCGAGAGGACGACUAUGAAAGAAACCACCGUCACUAUUAACUCUUUGCAGCCUGGAACAAACUAUAUAUUCCGUACAGUCGCUAACGUUUCUAACGUUUUAAGCGCUUCUAGUAAUGUUAUUCGGCUUACUACUGAAUCUGAGCCCAACGUGCCGAGUCAUCCACUUAAACUUAAAGGUUGGCCUACUAGUCACGAAAGUAUAGCGCUUAGCUGGAACGAACCAAUCUCAAUUAAUGGCCAAAUUCUCAGCUACAUUGUCACCUAUGCGCACGGAGAUAGUGAAGAGAGUACAGUUGGUACCAAUAGCACCACUCAUGAAUUGUUUAAUUUAAAACCCUACCGAGAGUAUAGUGUGUGGGUACAGGGUGUAAAUGAAAAUGGACCUGGUGCUUCAACUGGCGAGCUCAAAGUCCGAACAUUUAGCGCUGCUCCUAGUAAUUCUCCUAAUGUUACUUUAGAAGCAGUCAGUGCUACGAGCAUCAUCGUGAGAUGGGAGCCCCCAAUAGAUGGCCUGAAUGGUAUAAUAAUCGGUUACAAAAUCCGUUAUCGUCCGACUAAUCGUCGCAGUCAUCCUAUAGUAGUGACGACUGAAGGCAACCAACAUAUGUAUGUAAUUAAUAGGCUGGAGAAAAACGUGGGAUACCAAGUAAGAGUGUGUGUUUUCAAUGUCAACGGGACUGGACCUUGGUCUGAUUGGUCGGAAAUCGAAACCCAUGAAAGUGAUUUGUCCGAAAGUGUUGUACCAAACUCACCUACAAACUUGAGAAUCAAAGCAAUGUCUGAUUCAAUACUAGUUUGGUGGGGUCCACCCAAAGAUCAGAGUAUCAAAGUGCGGGGAUAUGUUCUUACAUGGGGUAAAGGGAUUCCUGAUGAGUACAACAAGGUCUUGGAUGAUAAGCAGCGCUAUUACACAAUUGAAAACUUAGAGUCUAAUUCAGAAUAUGUAAUAACACUUCGAGCAAAAAAUGAAGCUGGCGAGGGUAUACAAGUGUAUGAAAAUGUGAGAACGAUAGAGAAAAUGCCAAUGACUGAGAGCCCUGCACCAUUAACACCUCCAGUUGGUUUGAAAGCUAUCGUCAUGUCACCUACUACAGUGGUACUUCAUUGGACAGAUAUGACGCUCCCUAAAAAUCAAUUCAUUACGGAUAAUCGCUAUUACGUAGUACGCUAUACAUCAUAUCAUCGAAGCAGCAUUCAACGUUAUAAAUAUUUCAAUGCAACUGAUUUACAUUGUACAAUUCAAGAUUUGAAACCAAAUACAGAACAUGAAUUCACUGUUAAAGCCGUUAAAGGUCGCCGAGAAUCACCGUGGAGCAUGGUUGUUAUGAAUAAAACUAUGGAGUUAAUUUCAACUCCUCAAGAUUUAAAGGUAGAAGGGAUUGAUAAUCAUCCAAAAUCAGUUUUGCUAAGAUGGACACCGCCAAAACAAGCAAAUGGCGAAAUAAAUGGAUAUGUUAUAUCGUAUACAACCGACAAUACUAAAAUUGAUAGAGAAUGGAAAGCCACGGCUGUAGUAGGCGACAAAACAGAAUAUGUACUGACGGCAGAUUUGCAGCCGCACACUACUUACUACUUCAGGAUUCAAGCCCGGCAUACGAAAGAUCGAUAUGGGCCCUUUUCCACAACAAUAGCUUAUAAGACUCCUACAACUUUAAGUGGCCAAGGCUGGUCAAGUAUGCUAAUUUAUAUUAUUAUUGGUUGCUUCAUAUUAGUAUUGACUGCCGUAUCCGUUAUUUUUCUAUUUAUCUGUUGCCGACGGAAUCCAAAUCCGGAAGAUACAAAAAAGGGAUAUCUUAAAGAUUCUAAUAUAAAGACUAAUAUAAAACCACCAGAUCUGUGGAUUCAUCAUGACCAAAUGGAAUUGAAGGCUUUAGAGAAAAACAUAGCCAAUGGAGAAACGUCCUUAAAUGCAAUUACUAGCAACACUUUACCGAGGUCUGGCAACUCCGAAUAUAAUCAGGAUAACGUUCAUGUAAAUUCCAGUUCACUCGACAAACGUACUUAUAUACCAAGUUAUAUGGGUAAUGCUGACGAGAAAUGCUCUGUAUUGAGUAGACAAUACUGUAGAGGAAGUCAUAAAUCUAAACUCAUUACACUUCCUGUCGAUAACGCGCCUCUACACCAACCAAUAGCAACGGCAACACCGAUAGUAAACAGUAGCCUUUCACAACAAACAAUUCAUAGUUCAUGCUCGGAUGUACCUUCAAUAAGGGCAAACUAUCCCCGAACAGUGGCACAGUAUAGUUUGAGUCGAGCACAUAUAACGCUGGAACCGACUCCAGAAUCCAGUCCUGAUUCAUGUAACUUAAUAAGUACAUACGAACCUCUUCAGACUCAAUUGUACAGUUCGGGAGGAAUACAGUCUUAUAAUGCAACGACGCAGUAUCCACCGAACUCAUAUGAAGAAAAUUCUCAAAUGGUUAAUACUUCUACAGCGAUUUCGGAAACCACAUGUGGAACAAAUAAACGACUCCAAGGCCACCCACUCAAAAGUUUUAGCGUUCCUGCGCCACCGCCCCAAUCAGCGCCAUCAACGCCAGCACAGCAGAAACAUGGAGUAUCACAAAUGACUAUCAGACCGAGCUUAUCUGCAAGUCCCUAUAAAAAAAACGUCAGUUCUAACCAACUUGUGAAAAAUAGACUCACUUCUGUUACAAAUACUAAUCACACUCCUGAAGAACUUGAACGUUUAAAGGGAACAAAUAGUAGUCCGACGGAGCCACGUCUGGAGAAUACGGGGGAUGUGAAACGAGUUGGAACCCUAUCUCCAUCAGUUUUGCGGCCACAACUGCUAAGGCGUGAGCUGGCGCAUUGUCGUAGUGGAAGAGGACUUUUUUGUGGGCCAAUCGUGGACGUUUUUCUAGCAACUCGGUUUUCAAACGAUCCAAUAACGAUGAAUAAUAUUCGCCUGUAAUGAUUUUACCCUUUUCCAGAUAGUCGAUGAAGAUUAUUCCUUGCGAAUCCCAAAAGACAGUCGCCAUAACCUUUCCGGCCGAAGGAAUUGUCUUCGCCUUUUUCGGAUCAGAUUCCCCCUUGGUAACCCAUUGUUUAGACUAUACUUUGGUCUCAGGAGUGUAGUGAUGUAUCCAUGUUUCAUCUACAGUGAUGAAACGACGCUUAAGGUCUUGCGGAUUUUGCUGGAACAGCUACAAACCAUUCUUGCAACACUUCACACGAUCUCGUUUUUGGUCAAUCGUGAGCAAUCGCGUCACCUAUCUAGCGGAUAGCUUUUUCAUGUCCAAAUGUUGGUGCAAAAUAUUAUCUACCCGUUCGCUCGUGAUGCCUACAGUACUAGCAAUGUCACACACCUUUACUCUUCUGUCAGCCGUCACCAUAUCAUGGAUUUUAUCAAUGAUUUCUGAAGUGGUAACCUCAACACAGGGCGUCCAGAACGUUCAGCGUUUUUUGUGCUCAUAUGGCCACUCCGAAAAAUUUGAAACCACUUAUAAACCAUUCUAAUUAAAGGUGCACAAUCGCCAUAAUGUCUAUCAAGCUUCUGUUUAAUCUCCUGAAGCGUUUUGCCUUUGAAAAAGUAAUGUUUAAUCAAUACACGAAAUUCUUUUUCGUCCAUUUUUUUACAACCACUCGAUUUCUUUGAUUGAAACGAAUGUAAAACGCAAAGUAAUUGGCCGAUCUGGCUGAAACUUGGUGUGUGCUCUUCCAAGAUAUGUCACUAACUGAAAAUAACCUUGAUACGCACUAGUAGCGCCAUCUCUCUGACUUUGCACGGACUUUUCAAACGACCCUCGUAGACAACAGUUGCUUGUGAACACAGUGUCGUGCUUUUUAUUCUGUUAAGUGACUUGGUGAAUCCGCGAUCGCAACAAGGGCUACUGGCACCCGUCGGCCUAUCUGAAGAUAUGUGUGGUAUCCUCUGAGGCGUCUCCGACCCUGGACAGUUCAAACAGCAGCAACUCGGCUCUACUCUUCGGGGCAACAUAGUGCUGGCCGUGCCCGUGACCAAGACGUUGGCACUGUGCUGCUCUAGGAGACAACCUUUCUUCUCGCACAAGGUGCAAUUAGUGUCGUGUUGUAAGCGAGUAGUUUUAAUUUGAAUGGCCAUUCACAGGCAAAGCGAGCCUGCCGAAAUUUAUUAAUUGUAAAUAAGUAGCGUAACUCUGUACAUUUAUCGAUAGUGUUUGCUCAUAUUUAGGUGGCUUUUCCCGACUUAUGACUGUGGUUUUUAUGCCGGAU